Aphidius gifuensis is the source of this 1993-nucleotide messenger RNA. It is a transcript of the gene Herp, whose product is annotated as homocysteine-responsive endoplasmic reticulum-resident ubiquitin-like domain member 2 protein. Gene Ontology annotation, biological process: endoplasmic reticulum unfolded protein response. The coding region runs from base 577 to 1758 and encodes 393 amino acids. NCBI's taxonomy places the organism in Eukaryota, Metazoa, Arthropoda, Insecta, Hymenoptera, Braconidae. The transcript has 5 exons. The record is from RefSeq and is a predicted model, not a curated record. Gene Ontology annotation, molecular function: protein binding.
GUGAUAACUGGGAAUAAUCUAGAUGUUUCUGGUAAUAAAUGGACUAUGGCAUAGAAGUUUGCUCUGACUUGCUCUUUGGACCGUGUAAAAAAACCUUUAAUGCGUAAUAACAGUGAUUACAACUUUACAUAAAUAAAUAUAUUUAUAUACGUGUACCUAUUUAAUAAAAUUUCAUCAUCUGUUAUUCUGGUAAAUAAGUACACGUAAAUAAUACAAAUAAUAUAAUGAUUAAUGUGCAUUUGUGGUGAAGUUUGAUUGGAUAAAACUGGAUAAAAUUUUAUAUUAUUUAAAUCUAUUUAUAAAUUUACAAUUUAUUUGGACUUGUCUAGGUGCUCAAAUACAUAUUUAUAUAUUUACAUGACGUUUAUAUAUUUGAUUCGACAAGUAAAGAUAAGCAAUUUGAUAAUAAAUAUUAGUUUGCUUUCGUCAUUUUUACAUUGUACGUGUGUGCCAUAUCAUCACGAAUUUUAAUGGCUUUAACUUUAUCGUUCAUCAGUUAAUCUACGUCGCAAUUUGAAUAAACCAAAAAACCUGUUUACUCUAAUUUUGUACAAAUUAUUAUAAAAAAUACAAAUCAUGGCAGAGUGUCAGGAUAAUAAUGUUAUUAAAUUACUUGUCAAAGCACCUGAUCAGAGAAUUGAUGAUCACAUUAUUGAAUGUCAGCUUGAUUGGAGCGUGGAAAAACUCAAGCAUCAUUUGCAAGAAUCUUAUCCUAGCAAUCCAAAAGUGUGUGAACAGAAAAUAAUUUUAUCGGGUCAAGUUCUCAGUGACUUGGUUAUUUUGAAAGAUGUUCUUCAAGAACAUCAUAUUUAUACAAAAAAUACUUAUAUUAUUCAUCUUGUUUGUAAAUCCUUAACAAGAUACACAACACCAAUAGCCAAGCCAACAACGGCAACGACGUCUGCUGCUACUACUACUACUACUGCUACUGAAACACCAACUCACCCAGCUGUAAAUUUAUCAGCACAAUCUUCCUUUAUGCAAUAUCAGCAAUACCCUGGUGCUCAACUUAAUAAUCAACAAAUUGUAUGGAUGCAACAAGCAUAUGCACACUAUUUAACUCAAUACAUGCAAAUAAUGAGUGCACAAGCAAUGCAGUGGCAAAGUACAAUUCCUUAUGCUCAAACGUCAACAAAUACUGAUAAUAAUAAUUUAAAUAAUGUUGGUGGAAAUGGUAUCAAUAACAAUGCUGAUAAUAUUAAUGAACUUAGAAAUCCAAUCAAUAAUCCACCAGCACCAGUACAACCACCAGUUGUAGGUGCACCAAUUAAUCCACCAAAUAAUAAUAAUGUUGGUGAAGAAAGAGAAGCUGGUGCGCGUGCUGAUUGGCUAGAUACGUUUGAAAUAUUUGCUCGUCUUCUUGUUUUAUCUAGUAUUGUUUAUUUUUAUUCUUCACCAUCAAGAUUUCUCAUUGUUACAUUUCUUGGAUUUGCUGUUUAUUUAAUUCAAGGUGGAUUCUUUAGAAUUCCACCAUUAUUUCUCGGUGAGAAUAAUAAUGGACCUAUGGAAAAUAAUAAUAAUAAUAAUCAACAGCAACAACAACAACAAGAAAAUAAUGGUGCUCAGGUACCAGGUGGACAAGAACAACAACGACAAGGUGUUCAACCUCAACAAGCUGAUAAUGAACCACAAGUACAAACUGAUCCACAAACAAAUGCUGUUAGAGAUAAUGAAAGACCAAAUGCUUUGGCAUUUGCUUGGACAUUUUUUAGUACAUUCUUUACUUCACUCAUUCCAGAACAACCACCUGUUAUCUAAUUUUUAUCACAAUCAAAAGAUAUAAAAAUAUAAUUUGUGUGCAUUCACUAAAAAAAAAAAAAAUUUAAUCGAGCUUUGCUUUUCUUAUUAUUUUAUUUUUACAACAAAGCUAUGAAUGCACUCUAUGUAAUAUAAUUGUUACUGAUGUUAGUAUGACAACUGAGGGCUUGAGAGUUGAGUUUAAAACUUUUAAAAAUAAUAUAAUUACAUUGAAAGGUAAAUAAUAAUCUCUUCU